Messenger RNA from Ostrinia furnacalis (Asian corn borer), 795 nucleotides. Its product is annotated as actin. The coding region runs from base 1 to 795 and encodes 264 amino acids. NCBI's taxonomy places the organism in Eukaryota, Metazoa, Arthropoda, Insecta, Lepidoptera, Crambidae. The record is from RefSeq and is a predicted model, not a curated record. The transcript is spliced from 2 exons.
AUGCAGACUGGUUCAUUGACUUACAUCAAGGUAGGAAUAAAGUGCUGCGAGGUAUUCUUCGAGACGUUGAAUUCCCCCGGAUUAUGCGUUCAAUCGCAGAGCGUUCUAUCUCUGUACGGGUCUGGUUUCACGACGGGCAUAUCGGUGGAUCUGGGACAUGACACCGCGGAUAUAGUCCCCGUAUACGAGGGAGGGCUCAUAAGCUACGCACACAUGCAAACACACUAUGCCAGCGUUGAUAUAUCAAAGUUCAUAAAGGACAGUUUCGACGAAAGGAAUAUCGGCCUUGACAUUCACGCGGAAGAAGUUCUAGACGGUAUCAAAAAGAACUUGUAUCUUACACAGAACGUAGCGAUGUCGAGGAAGAAUUACCGUAGAACGUAUGUUCUGCCAAGUGGGGAAGAAAUUGAUAUAAGUCAGGAAGCUUUUAUGGCAGCUGAGAUGAUGAUACAACCUGUGCUGGUGAAAGGGUACGAGACUGAAGUGAUGCCUUUGCAAGAAGCUGUGGUAACAUGUGCGAUGAAGUGCGACGCGGAGUUGAGGCCUGAACUGUAUGACGCAGUGGUCCCUUGCGGCGGGGUGUCAAUGAUACCAGGCCUGAAUGAAAGAUUGGCUACAGAGAUUGAGAACAUCACUAACAAGCCGGUUACAGUAUUGUCAUCGCCGGAGGCUUAUGCCGUCUCCUGGUUAGGAGGAGCGACAUUUGCAGGAAUGCCUGCUUCCAAGAAGAUGUGGGUGUCGAAAAAGCAAUAUGAGGAUUACGGGGAGAAGAUUGUGAGAAACAAAUUUAUGUGA